Lolium perenne is the source of this 1452-nucleotide messenger RNA. RefSeq lists its product as uncharacterized. Gene Ontology annotation, molecular function: protein binding. The record is from RefSeq and is a predicted model, not a curated record. Lineage: Eukaryota; Viridiplantae; Streptophyta; Magnoliopsida; Poales; Poaceae.
AUGGCGUCGUGGUCUGCACUCCCAACGGAUCUCGGCAACACUAUCCUCCGCCGCCUCCAGCACCAUGCCGAUCGCGUCCGCUUCGGCACCGUGUGCCGCGAGUGGCGCGCCUGCGCACGGCGGAACACCCCACCAUCGCAAUUCCCGUGGCUCGCCUUACCCGACCGGACCUUCUACAGCCUGCCGGACUCCGCCUUCCAGCCGCUGCCGCUCCACCUCGAGCGUCAUCGCCAGCUGCCGCACGCCCAGAGCUCCUGCGGCGAGUGGUUCGUCUUCGAGCGCAGGGACGGCGCGUACACGCUGGUAAACACCUUCUCCAUGUCCACGACCAUGGUGCUCCCCCGGCUGCCCACGGAGCCGUCGCACGCCAUCGGCGACCCGCCGCCGUUCAUGAAGAAGCUAGUGGUGUGCUCGCCUAAACUCGUCGCCGCGGUCGUUGGGGAGGGGUGGCAGCUCGCGCUGUGCCGGCCAGGGUCAGCGUCGUGGGUGGUGGUCGCCCACGAUCAACUGAAGUCGCUUCAAGACAUGAUCUGGCAUCGAGGCAAGCUCUACGCCCUCCACGAUACCCGUUGCCGCCUCCUCUGCGUUUCCGUCGGCGAGGACAGGGACACCGGCGAGCCAAACGUGUCCCGAGUCGACAUCCUUGUCGAGGGCUCCAUGUGGGAAGUCAUCGAGUCGCCACCGUGGUCGCCGUACCUGCUCGAAUCCGACGGCGCGCUGCUGAUGGUCCGCAGAGGAGAUCCUAACAGUGACAUACAAAAUCCGUUCAUGGGCGGUGAUUCCGUGCAUUAUGUAGGCCGAGGCUUGGAGAGGGCGACCAGGUUCACGGUGUUCAAGGCCGACUUGGCGCGGUCACGGUGGACGGAGCUGAGCAGCGUCGGGGAAGAUACGGUGCUGUUCGUCCAGGGAUGGUGCUCCCGAGCUGUUCGUAUCCCCGGCCGGUGCAAGGACUACGUUACCGGGGACCGUAUCUUCUUCGUGAGUGAUGCUGCCGCCCGUGGCUAUCACUGCCCCUAUUACAGGAAGAAGGUGUCCUUCUACUGCAGCUUCUACGACAUGAGGAAACGGCGGUCUCAGACGUACCUAGGGACCAAGGUUCCAAAGAAAAGUGGUUUUAAGUUUGAGAAAUGGUGGUUAUCCAGGCCUGACUUUAAGGAUCUAGUGAUCAAAGCUUGGAGUCUGGGCAGAGGUGUGGGGCUUACUCCUAUCAUACCUAAGGAUCUGGCAGGUUCCAUUCAAACACCUGGAAUGGGAUCUGGUGGAAAAAUUCAAAUGCGCCCUGGUGAGAAGACUGAGAACGGUGCCAUCGCUGAUGCCAGACUGAAAUGCACUUCGUUUGAUUGGAUCUCGACCUGGAAGUCGUCCACGGCUUCUGUCCAUCAAGGGCGUGCCUCUGAAGCCUACCUGUCGAAGCACCCGGAAGAAUCAGGCAACAUACAUGUGGUGAUCUGA